UGCGGCUUUUUUACUUCUUCUUUUUCUUCCUUUUCGCAUUUUUUGUUUGUUAUACACAAGUACAAUUUAUUUUAUAUUUCAAUUUACAUUCAAAAACCGCCAUGCUCGCUGACUUGUUAAAAGAGCUGAAGAGGGCCAGGGAGGAGAACAGGGCAAACCAACUGCCCCCGCCAGCACCAAAGCGCGUGGCUGUGUCUGCUGCGGAAACAAAUUCAAUUUACAAUUCAAGAACAGAAAUAACGAAUUUAACUUCUAAUUCUAAUUCUAAUUCGGCAAACGAAAACGCACCAACAUUACCCACCGGCGGUGCUGGCAGUGGUACUGUUGACGACGAUGACCUGCUGGACUAUGAUCUAGGGGAUCUCGACGACAUGCUUGAUGGCUUCAAUCCAGAGGAGGACAACACGCUGGUGGACCAUACACAGGGUUUCCUUGGUUUCCAGCCAGGAAAAAUGCCGGCUAUCAUCCUGCCGUCACAGCCACAGCAAAAGGCGCAGCAGCAAUCUCGAGACCAGUCUGGGUCGCAGUUCUGCAUAUCCGCAGUUGGCAAAUCAUCCGCAGCCGCCACACUUGCGAAAUUCGCAUAUCAAACACCAGUCCGGCCGCAAAACCAGAGGAGCACUGUAAUUACAAGGGAUGUGCAAGGAGCAGCCACCACACUUUCCCAAUACACGUUAACCACACCCGUCGCAACCACCAACGCAAUUGCUACUGCCGCUGCCAUUCCCGGUACAAGUACGCACACAAGCGGUGGCGGCAGCAGCAGCGGCGGGAGCCCUGCCAACAAAAUUGGCGGCCAGGUGAAAACCAUAGAGCGCACCCUCGUCGAGGGCAACCGCCAUGGGGGUUCUGCGAGCUCGCGCAACCGCAAUGAAAUUCCAGGACCUGCUGGGACCAUCAACACCCCGGCGGCAAUCGAACUAAACGAAAUAUGCAUGCCGACCCAGCGCCCAACACCAGCCUUCAAAACCCCACUUUCCCGGCGCACUCGCGCCGAGCAAGCUUCUGAGGCUGACUUUGAGGGCGGCACAUGGGCUGCCAUGGUCGACCACCUUAACCUGCCUGCAUACACGCCGCGAACUGCGAAACGCGUCCAGGACAUGGGUGAAAUUGGCAUGUCAAUUCGCCAGGUGCUGGGUAAAGUGAAGCAGACGCAGAAGGUUUCGAGAAUGCUUGUGCAGAUUCGCGAUGUUGGCACUGGCAGUGAGAUGGAUGCGAGUGCUGUGGUGGUUGAUCCGACAGGCGAGAUGGAGGCAUCGAUACAUGCCGGGGUUUUGCGUGAUUUGGGCAGGGAAUGUACGGCGGGGACAUCGGUUAUCUUGGAUAAUGUCGUUGUUAUGGUCAUGCCCGGUGCGCUGCCGUUUUUGGUCAUCACUAUUGCUGUGGUCAGCCGCGUGUUUACCGUGCAGGUUGGCGGGUCGAGGUGCAACCCUAUUGUGUUGUCCCAGACGCAGCCCCAGAUCCAACAAUCUGAGAUAGGCACUCCGAUAAACGCGCCGCGCAGGAUAAAUGAAAAUAAUGGCAGCAGAAGCAGCGCAGUUGAGGUUGGUUUGCCAGGGGACACUAGGGAUGGCCAGAACGGCCAGAACGACGACAUAUUGGACAUGUUGGACGGCACCGAUGCCCUGGAUGCAUUCGCCGCCGACGACGACAUGUUGGAUAUUCUCGAUUCAUCCAUAUAACUUUACAUCCAAAAUUUCCACUUUAAAUGUUUAA
This is a messenger RNA of Kickxella alabastrina, 1716 nucleotides long. RefSeq lists its product as uncharacterized. Bases 102 to 1682 code for a protein of 526 amino acids. The transcript has a single exon. Gene Ontology annotation, biological process: recombinational repair. The record is from RefSeq and is a predicted model, not a curated record. NCBI's taxonomy places the organism in Eukaryota, Fungi, Kickxellomycota, Kickxellomycetes, Kickxellales, Kickxellaceae.